CAUCUUUUAGCAGUGCAAAAGCUUUAGAUGUCUCUCAAAUUCUUCAAACCCCUUUUUGAUUCUUUCCCAUGGCUCCUUCAACAACUCAAUGUGGAGCAAAAUGGUGUGUUUUUCUUCUGUUUUCUUGGUUUUUUAGCUUUACUUUGGUUUUUCAUCAGUAACUCGAACAAGGGUCUGCCACCAGGGCCUAAAGCUUUGCCCUUGAUAGGCAAUCUCCAUUCUCUUGAUCCUGAACUUCACACCUAUUUUGCAUCUCUGUCCAAAACUUAUGGCCCCAUUUGUAGAAUCUGGCUUGGUAAAAAACUUGGGAUUAUAAUUACUUCACCAGAAUUAGCUCGCGAGGUUCUAAAGGAUAAAGAUAUCAUUUUUUCAAACAGAGAUGUCCCUGAUGCUGGAAGAGAAUUUUCAUAUGGUGGUAAUAGCAUACUUUGGACACCUUAUGGACCGAAAUGGCGCAUGUUGAGGAAGGUUUGUGUUCGCGAUAUGCUUAGUUGUUCUACUUUAGAUUCGGUUUAUGCACUAAGGCAAAGGGAGCUUAGACAAUCGAUCAGUUACUUUUAUAACAAGGCAGGAUCCCCUGUGAAUGUUGGUGAACAGAUGUUCUUGACUAUUCUUAAUGUGAUUACAAGCAUGUUAUGGGGUGGUACAGUGAAGGGUGAGGAAAGAGCUAGCCUUGGAGCUGAGUUUAGGUAUGUUGUGACUGAGAUAGCUUCAUUGUGCAGUGUUCCCAAUCUUUCCGAUUUUUACCCAGGCUUGGCCUGGUUUGAUUUCCAGGGUGUUGCAAAGAAGAUGAAGGUGCUGGUAAAAAGAUUUGAUAAGAUAUUUGAGAGCAUAAUUAAUCAAAGACAAAAAUUGGACAGAAAUGGUGUUGGCCAAGAAAGCAAAGACUUCUUGCAAGUUUUGCUAAAGCUGAAAGAUGAAGCAGAUCCCAAUAUGCCUCUAACCAUGAUUGAAAUCAAAGCCUUACUUAUGGAUAUGAUUCUUGGUGGAACUGACAGUACCUCCAACACGAUUGAGUUUGCGAUGGCUGAAAUUAUGAACAAACCAUACGUCCUGAGGAAAUUACAAGAAGAACUGGAGACAGUUGUGGGAAAAGACAAUAUUGUGGAUGAGUCUCAUAUUAAGAAAUUACCAUAUCUUUAUGCAGUUAUGAAAGAAGUCUUGCGCAUACAUCCAACUUCUCCACUAUUGGUGCCGCGUUGUCCAAGUGAAACAUGCACUGUCGGAGGAUACACUGUUCCUAAAGGAUCUUGUAUUUUCAUUGAUGUAUGGGCUAUACAUAGAGAUCCUUCUAUAUGGGAAAAUCCAACAGAGUUCCUUCCAAAGAGAUUUUUGGACAAUAAAUGGGAUUAUAGUGGAAAUGAUUUCAACUAUUUCCCAUUUGGUUCUGGCAGAAGAAUCUGUGCGGGGAUAGCCAUGGCAGAGAAGAUGGUCAUGUAUUCACUUGCUUCACUCAUUCAUUCUUUCGACUGGAAAUUGCCUGAAGGAGAGACAGUAGAAGUGACAGAGAAUUUCGGUAUUGUUAUGAACAAGAAAAUGCCUUUGGUGGCUAUACCUACUCCAAGAUUGUCUAAUCCAAAACUGUAUGAGUAACAUAAAAAUGUGCUUGUAGAGAAUCGUGUUCUGUAUGAUGAUUCCCGUCUUUUUUUUUUAGAAAAUAAUGAUUCUGUCUUUUGUAUGAUGAAUUAUGGAAAUAAACAUCAAA
Solanum lycopersicum (tomato) is the source of this 1705-nucleotide messenger RNA. Its product is annotated as flavonoid 3'-monooxygenase CYP75B137-like. Gene Ontology annotation, molecular function: heme binding; monooxygenase activity; oxidoreductase activity, acting on paired donors, with incorporation or reduction of molecular oxygen. The record is from RefSeq and is a predicted model, not a curated record. NCBI's taxonomy places the organism in Eukaryota, Viridiplantae, Streptophyta, Magnoliopsida, Solanales, Solanaceae.